Messenger RNA from Epinephelus fuscoguttatus (brown-marbled grouper), 1104 nucleotides. RefSeq names its product alpha-N-acetylgalactosaminide alpha-2,6-sialyltransferase 1-like. Lineage: Eukaryota; Metazoa; Chordata; Actinopteri; Perciformes; Serranidae. The record is from RefSeq and is a predicted model, not a curated record. The transcript has 8 exons. Bases 1 to 1104 code for a protein of 367 amino acids. Gene Ontology annotation, molecular function: sialyltransferase activity.
AUGCGAUACCUGACUCCACCACCUGUUGUGUUUACACAUGCUGCUGUGGCUGAGACUGCCAUGCCCAUCCUCUACAUAAAUUCCUUCAAGAAAGCCCCUCAGUGGGAUUUCGAUGAUGUUUAUAACCAGGAUGCUCCACCCAGACCCUGGACAUGUGCUGAGUCUCUGCGAAACUCUGAGGAUGAGAGCUUCAAAAAGGCUUUCCUUCCCAACAUACGUGUGUUUCUGCACAAGGACAACAUCAACAUGAGCGAGUGGAACCGGCUUUCACAUUUUAACAAUCCCUUUGGUUUUAUGCAGUUUCCCUAUGACGAGGUGAUGAGUGCUGUGAAGUUGAUCCCAAAGCCAAAAGAGCCACUGCUCCUUCCAAAGCCAGGCAGCGGCGGGUGUGUGCGUUGUGCUGUGGUGGGCACUGGGGGGAUCCUCAAGGGCUCCAAGAUGGGGAAAGAGAUCGAUGCUCACGACUACGUUUUCCGGAUGAACAGUGCUGUCACCAAAGGUUACGAGGAGGACGUGGGAAACAGAACUUCUGUGUAUGUUCACACAGCACACUCCAUCACAUCUUCGCUAAUAAUAUCCAGGAAGUACGGAUACAAAGGUGCCCCUCAUGAUGAGGGUAUAAAAUACGUGAUGAUACCUGAGGCGAGGAGGGAUUACAAUUGGCUCGUAGGUCUUCUGAGAGGAGAAAUGAUUACUAAUGGCUCAUAUAAAAACAAUAAGCCAAGGACGUACUACUCUGGGCAGUACAACGAGUCCCGCUUCUAUGUUCUGCACCAGGAUUUCCUCAGAUACAUCAAAAACAGGUUCUUAAAGUCUCGUUCUCUGAAUAGUUCACACUGGGCAAUAGUCAGACCAACCAACGGGGCAUUCACUGUCUUCCUGGCUCUGCAAACCUGUGACACUGUGAGUGCAUACGGAUUCAUGACUGAGGACUACAAGAAAUACAAUAACUACUACUAUCAGAAAGAUAAAACUCGUGUUGUUUUCUACGCCAAUCACGACUAUAUCCUGGAGAUGAAGACUUGGAAAAAACUACAUGACAGCAAAAUACUGAGGCUCUAUCAAGGACCGGACUCAGAAAAAGGGACAGAAAAGCCGAAGUAA